Molecule: messenger RNA, 3459 nt
Organism: Colletotrichum graminicola M1.001
Lineage: Eukaryota; Fungi; Ascomycota; Sordariomycetes; Glomerellales; Glomerellaceae
Exons: 3
Coding region: 1-3459 (1152 amino acids)
Biological process (GO): mitotic spindle assembly; astral microtubule depolymerization
Cellular component (GO): spindle microtubule; cytoplasmic microtubule; microtubule organizing center
Molecular function (GO): microtubule binding
Source: RefSeq, a predicted model, not a curated record
AUGGCGGAAAAAAUCACAGAGGACCAGGUCAACGACCUCUUGAAGAUCCUCCGCACCGAUGCCAGCGUCGACCAUAAAGUCCAGCAUGUCACCGGCAUCAAGUCCGGCAUCAAACAGCACAAUGUCCCUGAUACCCUCGUCCCACUGGUCUUCGACGGCCUCCGUACCGCGUCCGUCUCGCCGCACGCCGUCCUUGUCAACGCCGGUUUCACGGCCCUCAACCACCUGCUGACAAGGCUCUCGAGGCAGGAGCCCAAGUAUAUCGCCAAGGAGGCCAAACACACACUUCCCUUGGUCAUUGACAAGCUGGGCGACCCCAAGGACAAGUUCAGAAGCCUUGCGUCCCAAGCAUUGACGACCAUGUAUGCCGCCGCGCCCAUGGACGUCGAGCGCUCAGUGCGGAACGUCGCCAUGGUUGGCAAGAACCCAAGAGCCAAAGAAGCCGGCAUGCACUGGCUGCUAUACAUGCAUCAAGAACACGGUGUCCAGUUCCGCGCAUAUGUCCCGACUCUUAUGGAGCUGCUCGAGGAUGCUGAUGGCAUGGUGCGCGACGUCGCUAAGAGCACCGUCAUCGAGCUGUUCAGACAUGCCCCUAACACAGCCAAGUCCGACCUCAAGAGACAGCUGAAGAACUUCAAUGUCCGCCCGGCGAUCGAGCAAGCCAUUGUCAAGGAGCUGGCGCCCAACACCGCCGAGCGGCCGAAGACGCCUGGAUUGGAGGCCGCCGCCCCCAUCGCCGCCCCCAAACCGAAGCUCGCCGCAAGUGUAUCGUCUGUCUCGAGCGAACGACCCAUCACACCAGCGCCGCCGCCCGAGGCUCCGAGUGAAGUGGACCCUGCUUACGUCAAUACCCAACGUGAACUGGACGAUAUUUUUAGAGAAAUGAUGACGUACUUCGAGGGAAAGGAGACCGAGCAGAAUUGGCUGAAGCGCGAGGAGAGCAUGACCAGACUGCGGAGGCUCAUUGCUGGUAACGUUCCGCAAGACUAUCCGGACGCUUUCAUGCUCGGCCUGAAGGGCUUACUGGACGGAAUCAUCAAAGCCAUCACCUCUCUGCGAACAAGUCUUUCCAAAGAGGCCUGCAAUUUGGUCCAGGACAUUGCCAUGACGUUUGGUCCCGGUAUGGACCCUUUGGUGGAGCUUCUUAUGCAGACUUUCAUCAAGCUUGCUGCGGCAACCAAGAAAAUUGCCUCCCAACAGGCAAAUGCCACGGUCGACAUCAUCAUUGGCAAGGUCACAUACAACUCGCGCAUCAUGCAGCACAUUUGGGGCGCGUGUCAGGACAAGAACGUUCAGCCCAGGACCUACGCCACGGGCUGGCUUAAGACGAUUCUGAACAAAGAGGCCCAUCACAAGAGCCACAUCGAGCACGGCGGUGGUCUGGAACUGGUAGAGAAGUGCAUCAAGAAGGGUCUCAAUGACGCGAACCCCGGCGUCAGAGAGCGUAUGCGCGCUACUUACUGGGUGUUUGCCAAGAUCUGGCCAACAAGGGCGGAAGUGCUCCGAGAUACUCUCGAACCAACAGCUCAAAAGCUUCUGGACAAAGACCCCAACAAUCCCAACGCUCCCAAGAGAGAAGUGGAUAGCGUCCGCGCAAGGCCCGGCCUUGGCCUGUCCAAGAGUACUAUGGCCAGUAGCAAGCCAAGCUUGCGUGAAACCAUGAUGGCACAGAAGAAAGCCACGAUGGCGGCAUCCCGAAACCUGCCUCCUCGUCCCGGAUCUGCGAUGGCUAAUCUCUCUCCGGUGCGACCACAACAACCAGCGCCAAGCUCGUCUUCAACCAGCUCGGCGCCCGCAUCGAAGCCGACGGCAUCCGGUGGCAUGUCCGUCCGUCCUAUGAGACCCACCAAGAAGCGCCCGGAAAUGGCUGCAAGACCGGCGACAGCCGGUCCCUACUCCGUGCGGACGCACGAUGGUCCUUCGACCGAAGCCCCGAGUCCCGAAAGCCUCAAGUCGAAGAGUGUGACACCAAAGUCGAAAACUGAGGCGUCUCCGCGAAGAGCGGCUAGCAGACCGCGUGCCGCGACAUCUCACGCCAAUGGCCUGCAUGCUGCAUCGCCUAGCGCGGCCAAGCCAGCGCUCUCCAAGUCGGUAUCUUCGCCUCGUGCAUCGCCCCGGUCUAGUCCCGCGAAGGCCAAGAGGUCACAAACCACGAUACCUUCGAGCAGUCCAGCCAGGGACAACGAAGAUCUCACAUUGGUGGUGCCGAGUCUCGACAGUCUGAGGUCGCUCCCGGGAGAUGUUCCCGCAAAAGCAUCGCCGCCAGUCGUAAUGCAAGCACCGGCGAAUAUAUCUGUAGAGAUCCCCUUGCCCGAGACGGAGCAUGCAGCGGAGCCUACACCGGAGUCGAUGCCGGAGCCUGCUGAGCAACCCCUUGCAGAACCCGAGGCCGAAGCACCGGUUUCAGAGCCACAGGAAACGUCUGUAGAGGAGCCUGAGGAGGCAACUGCGGAUGUGGCUGUCGAGGCUUCGGCCGAGGAGGCACCAGCUCCCACGACUCCUGUCAAGGAGGAAGUGGCUGAGCCAGAACUCGCCCCUUCCGCCCCUUCCAACGGUCUUAAGGUGUUUGAGGACCCUUUCGUGGACGACAAGACGACCGCCAACGCAAACAUCAUCAUUCCAGUGCUGGAGGAUAAGGCCGUGAACGAGGUUUCCGCUCCAGCAACCAAUGGCCACUUUGACGUAAACGGCAGCCUCCAGACCCCCGAGAAGGCCAGUCAGACUUCAAAACUUCUCGAGAGUGGCGUGACUAGAGUCAAGGCAAAGUCUCUAGAUGUCCACGGCUUCAGGAAACUGCAAACCAUAAUCAAGGACAAUAAGGCCGUUUUCUCGGAUGAGAAAUUUGAGGCCCUUCUCUGUGGGCUUUUUGAGUAUCUUGAGGCCCCCCUGGAGAGCCUUGCACCGGAGAGGGUGCAGGAUGUUAAGGCCCAGAUCCUUGCGACGAUUAAGCUUCUGCUCAAGAGGGAGCGAGAUAACUUCCAGCCCCAUGUCUCACGAGGCCUCGAGUCCCUUGUCGCAACACGCAGCGCCUACGAUGCGCGUACCCGCAUCGUUAGCGGUCUUGAGCUCCUUGCCGAAGAACUCGUGGCCCUUGGUGACCCGCAUGAGAUUGUCGUAGUCAUGGUCAAGCUCCUGCAAAGCAAGCAGGAUUCGUCGAUCGAGGGCAGCCGCUGCCUUGCCACAGGCCUGCACGUGCUGAAGGAAUUACUCGACAAGCGUACCGGUUUUACGCCUUCGGAGGGCGAGCUCGCGCAGCUGGGUGGACUUGCCGGCCGAUGUAUCGAGUCGACUGACUCUGGAGUGCGCAUGGGUGCCGUCCAGCUCUGCGUGGCGUUGCACUCGCGUAUUGGUGACGGGCCGUUCUGGGAGCUUAUCAAGGGCGCCAAAGACGACCCCAAGAACCUCAUCACGUACUACAUUGCGAAGAAACAAAGGGAGAGCAACGCUGUUGCCACCUAA